Molecule: messenger RNA, 9452 nt
Organism: Haplochromis burtoni (Burton's mouthbrooder)
Lineage: Eukaryota; Metazoa; Chordata; Actinopteri; Cichliformes; Cichlidae
Gene: slc34a1b
Product: solute carrier family 34 member 1b
Exons: 13
Coding region: 209-2203 (664 amino acids)
Biological process (GO): intracellular phosphate ion homeostasis; sodium-dependent phosphate transport
Cellular component (GO): vesicle; brush border; apical plasma membrane
Molecular function (GO): sodium:phosphate symporter activity
Source: RefSeq, a predicted model, not a curated record
UUUCCCCCCUGAUACCUCCACACUCGGUCUAUUUAAAGAUGUUUUAGUCUUCAGUUUGAUACCUUCCUUUAGCGGGGUCAUGAGCAACACCUAAGCCUUUGGACAAGGUGGCUGAUAAAUACAUCCACUAUCAGAUCUGUUCCCUCCACGGUGGUAACAUCCUGCGAUUUUAAUUGCUUGCAUAUCUCCACACAGCACUCACAGCGCCAUGUCCUCUCGAUCUAUAACCAUAGUGUCCUCUGGACGGAGCACGGAGCUCGGCUUCAGUGGGGUGAGAAUACACUCGGCUCAGCUUCCCUCACAUCCCAAACUCCCACUGGCGGAGGAGGACAGGGAGUCUGGCAUCGGCUCCACCCUUGACCUCACUGGCAGCUUUGAGGGCUGUAACCAACAUACCAAUCACCACUCCGACAAACCCUCACUGAUGGAGGCAGGCACAUUCCCCGGGGAGAAAGACAGAUCUCCUCAGACCUCAGCAGCGAGUCCAAACAAGAUCAAGAAGGUCCUUAUCAAUCUAUCCAAGAUCCCUCUCCUCUUCCUCCUCCUCUUCCUCUUUGUUUGCUCCUUGGACACUCUGAGCUCUGCCUUCCAGUUAGCAGGGGGUAAAGUGGCAGGGGACAUUUUCCAGGACAAUGCAGUGCUGUCUAACCCCGUGGCAGGGCUCGUGGUGGGGAUCUUGGUUACUGUGCUGGUUCAGAGCUCAUCAACCUCCACCUCCAUUGUAGUCAGUCUGGUGGCCUCCGGACUUUUAGAAGUCAGGUCGGCUGUUCCAGUCAUCAUGGGGACCAAUAUUGGGACUUCGGUUACAAAUACCAUAGUGGCCAUGAUGCAAGCGGCAGAACGAACUGAGUUUCAACGUGCUUUUGCCGGAGCAACAAUCCAUGACUGCUUCAACUGGCUGUCAGUCCUGGUUCUGUUGCCCCUGGAGGUGGCGAGCGGGUUCAUGACUCGGCUGUCUCACCUGCUGGUCACCACUCUGAGGCUCGAGCCAGGGGAGGAAGCACCCGAGCUACUCAAGGUCAUCACGGAGCCAGUCACCAAGCUUAUCAUACAGCUGGACAAGUGUGUGAUCACAGGGAUCGCCAUGGGGAAGGAGGGCAUGAGGAACAGGAGCUUGGUGAAAGAAUGGUGCCAGACCAACCUUGUUAUGUCUCAUCACAACGUGAGCACUGAAAGCUGUGACUCCAGCCAUGACUUGCAAACACACGUGAAGUGUAGACAUUUGUUUGCAUCUGCUGAGAUGUCAGACCUCACAGUGGGCCUCAUCCUACUCGCCACCUCGCUGGCUGUCCUGUGCACAUGUUUGCUGCUUCUAGUCAAACUGCUCAACUCUCUUCUUAAAGGCCAAGUAGCAAAGGCCAUCCAUAAAGUCAUCAACACAGACCUUCCCUAUCCAUUUGGGUGGCUGGCAGGAUACAUCGCCAUGUUUGUGGGUGCAGGUGUGACAUUUGUGGUGCAGAGUAGCUCUGUCUUUACUUCAGCCAUGACUCCUCUUAUAGGUAUUGGUGUAAUCAGUUUGGAGCGAGCCUAUCCUCUCACUCUUGGGUCCAACAUUGGCACAACUGCCACAGCCCUGCUGGCAGCUUUGGCCAGUCCUGGGAACAAACUUGCUGCUGCCAUACAGAUUGCUCUGUGUCACCUUUUCUUCAAUGUUUUUGGCAUUCUGUUGUGGUAUCCUUUCCCAUUCAUGCGUCUACCGAUAAGGAUGGCUCGUGUUCUCGGUGAGCGCACUGCCAAGUACCGCUGGUUUGCAAUCUUGUACCUACUCCUCUGUUUCCUCUUGCUUCCAUCACUGGUGCUGGGCCUCUCACUGGCUGGUUGGCAGGUGAUGGCUGGAGUUGGGGCUCCUUUCUUGGGUGUAACCAUCUUCAUUACCAUGGUGAAUGUAAUGCAGUCCCGCAGCCCCCAUCACCUGCCAAACAAGCUCAAGAACUGGGACUUCCUGCCCAAAUGGAUGCGCUCUCUCAAACCACUGGACCACCUAAUUGCCAAAACAGUUCUCUGCUGCAGCUUUUCUUGUGAAGACAGACAAGAGGAGGAAGAAGCACCAAUAUCUCCAAGUACAACCUCUUGCAACAAACACACAGAGUUUGCUCAGCUUGCUUACAACAACCCAGUCAUGGAUUACCUGCAUGAGAGAAGACCAGAUGUACCAGUUCUUAAAUUAAAAGGUUUAGAGAGGUGCAACAGUACUCCUCUGUAAUUCAUCCAAUAAUGAGGGCUUUUGACAAAUUCAUCCAAUGACUGUAAUUCAUCCAAUAAUGAGGGCUUUUGACAAAAUGGAAGAAAAAUUCCAUUUUGUCAAAAGAGUAGGUUUUAGAAAAGUAACUUUUAAUUUUUUGGAAAUAAACUGAUUUGUGAUUCCUGACUGACUGACUGACUUCGUUUGAAAUGGAAAGCAAUUUUAGGAUGAGAUGUGAGUUCAGAAAAGACCAACUAAGAAUCAAUGAGGAGAACAAUUUUUUUUUUGUUUUUUGUUUUUGCCAAUUUUUAACCAACGAUUCCCUCAUAAUGAAUGUCUAUACUGACCUUUUAAAUAUAAAUCUAUACAAAAUGUAUGACUAGCCUAACUGACGUUAAUAAAUGGAUGAUUAAUCCUUAAAAAAGGUUUCAUAGAAGAGAUAGUUUUUUUUUAAAUUUUACACUCAUUUCUUGUAAAUUAGUGUUUGUAAAAUCUACAUUAUGAUGCAAUGCCAUGGCCUCUCUUACCUAUCAAAACAUAAUGAUUUAAAUAUAAAUUAUUUGAAGUAAAACUGGGAAAAACAUUGUGAAAGUGUUGGUAUUUAUUAUGUAAUCAUGCAUAACUAUUUAGACAGACACUUUCAUCAUAAAAAUCAACCUUAUAAUAAGAUUGCAUAAUUAUCCAUAUCUAGAUUAUUAUAACAAAGCACAAAACUUAAAAAAAUGCUUACUGCAAACUAGUUUCUGCAUUCAAAGCAGUGGUAGGAAACUCCUACAAUCCCUCUUUUGAUCUCUGUUUUAAUUGGAGUUUUAAAAAAAAUGAUUCGUAUUUCAUUAUUUUGAGAAUUUCUUACAUUUCUAUGACAUGUUCCUGGUCUUGUUGACCACAAAAAGCACUUUUUUACUACAAGUAACAUUGUCUGUGUCUCAGUCAUCCAAGUCAUGGUCAUUUUAGGAGCGACCGGACUUCUUCAUGUCAUGAAGACAUUUCACCCAAGAGGCUUCUUCAUUUCCUGAAGAAAUUAGGUGGAAAUACAGACAGUCUCAAGGUCCCUCUUCAACUCUGUCACUACUGUCCCACAAAAAAUACACACAGAUAUGAUAUGUACAGUUUCACAGUUUGAAGAUUCCCUAAAACUAAGAUUAUUCUUGUGCAUCUAAAAUCCAGCCUCCAUGUAGCACCUGUACCUGUUUUCCUUUUUUUUGGGUCACAUUUACUGCUGUCAAAUGUCAACCUGUGUAAAACUUGACCCAAACAGUGAGGAUUUACGCACAAACAUCAACGAUUCCACAAAGAAACCAAAUAAUUUUAUCCAGUUUAAGAAUAUUUAAUAAAUUCAUUAAAAAUAAACACCACCAUGUGUAGGAAUGCCAGAAUGAGUACAUAACAAUAACAAUUAUUAGGCCUUAUUUCCCACAGAAUGCAGAAAUGGUUGAGGAAGAUAUUUAUUUUAUCUUCUAGUUUUUGUAGAAAAAUCAAGAAAAAGAAAUGAGCGCUGUUUAGUCCAGAGUUUAAUAAAACAAUCAUAUUACCAAGUGGAGAAAUGUUUGAUCAUUAAGUGAAAAUACCAUGUACUCACUGGUUAUAUAAGUCUUAGUGGGCGACUGAAUACACAGAGACUCUACAAGGAAUUCAAAGAAUCACCACAUUAGCUGCUUGAUGUUGUCUACAAAGAAGUGCAUGAAUGUGGCAUGAACGUGUUGCGGGCUUGUGUGUGUGUUGUAGUUUUUGUGUGUGUAUGCUUUUCCAAGUGGGUGAGUAUGCACACUCGGGAGGUGUUGCUGAAAGUGUGAAUAUGUGCCGUUUUCUCUGCUGUUCUGAAACAAUUGAUAAAGAAAGGGGAAAAAAAAGAAGAAAUAUGGGCUUGCUGAAAUGCACUGAUGCAAUCAGAGAACAAAGUCAGACACUUUCACUUGUAAGGUGAUGGACAAAGACAUGACGAACUGAAGAGCAACCAUUAGCCUGCCAAUAACUUUUGUUCAGAAUUGUCUAAAAUAAGAGUUUGUUUAUUAAGAUUAGUCAUCUUUGGUUUCACAGCUCACCUUUUCUUUAACGAAAAGCAUCGUCUUGUCUUCAUGUCUCUCUGAUAGUGUUUCGCUUUGAUGUUCAAAAGUCACCAAUACACAUGCCAGUCUGCACUGAGUUUACACCGUCUUGCUGAUUCGUUGAACCUUGAAGGAAUCGGAGAGCAGCACGAGAAGAGAAACUACCAUGAGUCCUUGAACCUCAUUCUUACAUCCACUCAUUAUAAAAUACACCCAGCUCUGUUCCUUCUCGUGAGAGGUGAUGUGAGUGCUGAUAAUCAUUUGUGUGGGUGCAGUUUGGAUCAAUGCUGGAGUCCAGCAGGGCAGGGUCACUCCAGCCAAGCCUUUUUGAGUCCAAGGAUUCACAGUGAGGACCUGGAGCUGCUAGGACUUUCUGCUGUUUUUUGUUCAGUCUCUACAAUAUUGCAGAGAAAAUAACACGAUCGUUCACACAUUCACGCCUCUGAGUGCCCUUUCUCUUCACUCAUCCACGAUGUGUAAAGUGUUUCAAUCGUUUUUCCAUUUCUCCCAGUGCGAUCAUUGUGAUCCCAUUAACGUGGAAUCUGUUACUUCCUACCUUAUGCUCUCUCACACUUAUUUACUCUCAAUGCUCUGUGCGAGCAAAGCAAAAGAAGAAACCAGUCCACCAGACUCAAUUAAAUUCUGUUUAUUUAUAUAGCGUCAAAUCACUGCAGCAGUAGCCUUAAGGCACUUUAUAUUGUAAGAUCAGUGGGAGACCUGUGCAGCGCCAGUGUGAAGGAAAAACUCCCUUUUAACAUGCAGAAAUCAGACAGAACCAAGAAACACUGGAAGAGAGCCAGAGAUUAAUAAUAACAAAUGAUCAAUUGCAGAUUGGUGUAUAAACACAUGGUGUGUGAUGAUGAAGUCACGCCGCACACAUUUCAGCAACUGUGUUCAUGAACCCUUUCAACCCUCAAUCCUUCCAAUUUUGCUUGCAAGGCAUUAUGCUUCACCGCCCAAGUGCUGAUUUAGCAAUAAUCUGUCAUCAGCCUUCUCUCACUGUGUGAUGAGAAGGCAUUACAACAUACUUAUUCCACAUAAUCAUCCAGGGACAUCAUUACUGAAAAGGUGAGGGCAGAAGAGGUGUAAGGAAAUAAUGAUUCUGAAGUCAUCUGCUGUUUUGGGUUCUGAAGCAACAGUCAAUAUAUUAUUAUUAUUAUAUCAGAGUGUAUGAAGUUAAAACGAAUGAGUGAUCUUUUUUGAUUCCACAACAUUUCCGGUGGUGUUAAAAUUGCCUCUUUGAUUUCCGAUACUCAAGCACAGAGUUUCAGUUUAGCAUUUAGCUUUGGUUCAUGCCUUGAGUUCUAUUAGUUAGCAAUAGUCGGUUUAGUACUCAGCUUUACCCUCUGAGUCUUGUUGCCUCUGGAUUAGAAAAGUAUCUUUUGGGUGUUUCCUUUUUUACCUUGACAGCUGGUUUAGGCUGUUUGUCUGAUAGUCUUACCUUUGCCUGUGUCUUGCUCCCAAGCAGUUAUCAAUGUGUGUGUGUAUAUAUAUAUAUAGUCCUGUAUUGCUCUUUGUGUUUGUCAGAGCAUCUGUGGAAGAAGUAACUUUAUUGCUGUGACUAAUUAAACUCAAAAGUACAAACAUAUAAAAAUUCAGAAACUAGGAAUUAUCAAGUAGGAAUAAAUGAUAAAUGAGGGGAGGGCCCGUGGAACACAAGGAAACACACAAUAAAUGAAAAACAAUGAACAGAGGGAGACUGAGGACUUAAAUGUGCAGGACAAGAGGACAAGGGAAGCAAAACUGAACACACUGUACACUGGAAAAGAAACUGGAAGCAGGAUAAACAUGGAGAUGAAGACAGGCUUGACACUUGGACCAGGGAGAAAAGGACACGGGGACAUGACUGACUGGGUAGACGAGAAAUAAACAACACGAAGACAACGCUGACUAAACACAGGAGAGGAGCAGACACUGAGGGAAGAAAAACUCAAAGAUCACUAAACUAAAUGCUAAAAGAAACAUACUUUAAGCAUGAUGUAAAAACAACCAUGAAACUAUAUUCAAAAUAAACAGUAUAAUGUCCAUAAACAUAGAAACAUUAAGUUAAAGACCCAGUGCCAUCACAUUGUCUCUGCUCCUAGCACCAGAUCUGUACUCCCUUUUGGAUUAGAAAAAUGUCCUUUAUUCUUCAGCCUCUCAUAAGAAAACAAAUUGAUCUUUCAUGGCCUGUGGCUGUUGGGCCUGAUGGGAUUACGUGUUUAUCCAAACUAGCAGAAGCUUCUGCACUUAAACAGUUUGCAGUUCUGUUUCAAAACAAAGGUACUAUUGUCCGACUAUUACAUUAUCAAUAAACGGGCUGGUACCAAUCAUCCUCUGUUUAAUUACACUUUUCUUCUAAUAACACGUAUAACACGGACACAGUCCUUUGUUGUUUUUCUGAUUGAUCAGCAAGCCUGCACACGAUUUGUUGAAAUAAUGAGUCUAAAUAUAGUCAAAACACAGGUGUACUGCAAUAUCUAUAACUCCAUAGUGUUUUAUGGGGAAGCACAAUUAUAGAGCAUACAUAGAAGCUGUACAGUGCAGUCCAGGCCACCUCUCACUUGUCCAACACCUGGAAAUAAUGGUACAUGUUAAACAAUGUCCAGAAGUGGAAAUUAUCACUGGCAGCUUCAUUUCAGGUAACUGUGGUAAUACAGGAAGUGUUAAAACUGAAGCUGUGCAAAUGAGUUAUUACUGUGUGGGCAACGUUCACACACUGUAAGCCACUGCCACAGGCAGGUAAAAAAAUUCUCUGCCACAAUCUAAUAUAGUCUAAUGGUAGCCAAACUGGAAGUAGUGGUUCUGGGCUCUUAUCUGCUUAGGGAGCCCCUGGGUGGAAAGUGGACAACCAGCCUGUGCCAUUUAGUAACAUUAGCAUACAGUUUCGACUCAGUACUUUCAAUUUAAAAAUGACCCUUGGAUUUUCAUAUUUUCCCCUCCCCACUCAGAGAAAUAGGGAGAGAGAGCGAGGAAGAGAGAAACAGAUGUGAGUGUUUUUGGGGGGGACUGGCUCUUUCGCUGCUGGACAAGGUGGGUGGUUGAUUUGAAAUAUUCAGUGCUUUCAGUGUUGAUGCUGAUAUUGUGUACAGGCUUGUCGUGAAAGUUGUUUAUACAGCAUGUUAGGGGUUCCUGAAUGCUGGCUGAUGCAAUGAUGCUUCACUUCAGUUACCUAGCAUGCACAGAAUGUGUCAUUUAUUCCUGUUUAAACGGCAAAACAAACAGCGUUAUUAUCCUUAUUCAGAGCCAUUUAUGGCAAUCAUUUUACACGACGCGGCUUUUUAACGACUGCAAUUUCUGAAAUGUUUUGAUAAGUUGGUUUGCUGUUUUGAUAACUUACAAUUACAUGUGUGCAUGUGGCUGGAAUUAUACCAAUCUCAAGGUCAUACUCAAUUUAUAUCCCGUGCUGAAAUAUUUAAAGCUCUACAUUCACAGUAAAUCUUGCUUUAUCUGUUUUAUGCAUUGGUGCUUUCCCUUAACUCCAUCUGGGCCAGGGCUUUCAAUCAUCAGUCAGCAUAAUAAUGCAAACAAACAGGAUGUUGCAAUGCAGUAGAGACAGACAAGCGAACAUGUUGUAUAGCACUGUGAACAGGAUGCAUCUAAUGGCAAAAUAUAAGGAAAUGAAAGCAGAAUUUGUGAAAGCAGGAAUAAGAAUGAGCUGCAAAGUAAAUAUGUGCAUUAAAGAAGAGACUGAAAUCUGAUGUCACCAAAGCAAGGUGGUUUCUAUUUUUAAUCAGCCAAAAGCCAUGUGUUGCCUGGUCCUCAUGACAUGCAUAAAGAAUAUAAAAACAGCUGAAUGUAAAUUGCAAGAUUGGAGGGAAAAGUAGAAAACAGCAUCUGACAAGCAGGCACAUUUCCAGACAACGAGACAGAAGCAAAGAACAGGAGGACAAACAAGACUCUUUGACGUCAUGCAGUCCAAGCUGGGAUAUAACAUUACAUAUGGAAUCAAACUUUCAGUAUAUUUAGCUUCCUGUAGACUUGCUAAUGUGACACACACACACACACACACUCUGAAAAGUAUGCAAUGUAUAAUGUGUUUUUUAUUUCAGUAUUUCCUCCAUAUGCUAUUUUCUGUUCUCAAUUUUCUGCCUUACUGUUGCUUCAUGUGAUUUAUUCUGUACACUGGUACACUAUUUGUUAUAUAAUAUUACUAUUAUUUUCAUUUAUUUGGUGAUGUGUGACCUAAUAUGUCCAUACACAUAAUGUCAGUGUGUCCAUAAUAUUCUCUAUAUCUCCAUAAUUCACGUGUUUAUGGAGUGAAGGUGGAAGCUGGAUCUCUCUAAGCCCCAAAUCAUGCUUCAUAAUAAAGCUACCCCCCCUGAUUUACUCUCACUUGGCCUCCCUUCAUUUACUUUGGUUGCAGCUGAGCGUGUUUGUCACAGGUAGUAUAAAGUCAGUGAUUCAGUGCGUAUCUUGUCGCUUGCCUUGUUUUUGGAAGUGUAAGUUGGCCGACUUCUGCCAGAACCCCGCUGUUGUUCUGCCAAUCUAAUCCAGUGUCCAUAUGAAGUCACUGAUGCAGUUUUGUUUAAGUCUUUUGCCUUAAUCUGCAUUGUUUUUCCCAGUUCUGCUUUAAUUAUCAUUAUUAUUAUUAUUAUCAUCUCUCUGUAUUUAUCUUAGGUUGGUCAGGCAUUUACUAUGUAAGUGGAGCGUCUGAUGUGCCACUCAGCUGUUUGGAGUGGUCAUAGUCUAUGCCAGCUCUCCCUUCCAGAGAUGAACCACACCCUGCCACCAAACUAGAUUAUACCAUUUCAUUUGAAGUGAGGAGUGGAGCACUGAGUACCUAUGUGCACUCCUGGGCUCUCAUGAGUGUACUGGAGGCUGUUCUGUAGGUGGUUGUGGUGGAAUUAAGGCACGAUGGGUCCAAAGAUCAUAGUUUUGAGCCAUCUUUAUUUCAUGUGGCUGCAGCUCUCAAGCUGCCAGCCGCAAAUACACCACACCACAAUACACACCAACCCCUGAGUCCCCGUGUUUAUAACUCGGCGGGCGUGAUUAAGGAUGCCGUGCAGGUGCGUCCGCCCUCCCUGCACGGCACCGCAGACCACGCCCCACCACAGUGGUCUUCACCUAGUUUCCUCGUUUUUCUUUAAGAUUAAUUAAGGCUGAUGGUUUUUACUCUUUUAAUGUCCAUGCCUUUUGAUUUUCUGAUUAGGUCUUUUUAGAUUAUAGUAUCAAUGAAGUAGGAUUUUAAUUCCUUACUUGUAUUUGGAAAUCUGCUUUGUGGCUUUUCUUCUCCAGCAGCUCUG